AUGCAGCUGACCCACGAUCCAGAAGGCAAAUUGCUCGGCAUCUUAGGAAUGGGUGGCAUUGGUUCAGCAUUCGCCAAACGCGCAGCUCCAUUCGGUAUGCGGAUUCAGUAUCACAACCGCAAGCCUGUUUCGAAGGAGCGUAACGUGGUGGGUGCAGAGUACGUGGGGUUUGAAGAACUGAUACGUACAAGCGACAUCAUCAGCAUUCACCUUCCCCUAAACUCGUCCACCCGCGGCAUGAUUAGCGCGAGAGAGUUGGAGAUGAUGAAACCUGGGGUGGUAAUCAUCAACACCGCGCGGGGGCCUAUCGUGGACGAAGCGGCUCUGGUGGAGGCACUCGAAAGCGGCAAGGUGUUCGCUGCAGGUCUAGACGUGUAUGAGAACGAGCCAAUUGUGCAUGAAGGCUUAUUAAGGAAUGACAAGUGUAUUCUGAUGCCUCAUGUGGGUACAGCCACGUUAGAGACUCAAAGAAAGAUGGAAAUCCUGGUUCUGGAUAAUUUGAAUCUAGCCGUUACCGAAGGAAGACUGACAACACCAGUUGCUGAGAGUCAACAGGCUGGGCUUGGGUUGCAGAAGCCAAAUUAUGAUAGAUUGUAA
Messenger RNA from Bacidia gigantensis, 597 nucleotides. RefSeq lists its product as uncharacterized. Bases 1 to 597 code for a protein of 198 amino acids. Gene Ontology annotation, cellular component: cytosol. The transcript has a single exon. NCBI's taxonomy places the organism in Eukaryota, Fungi, Ascomycota, Lecanoromycetes, Lecanorales, Ramalinaceae. Gene Ontology annotation, molecular function: glyoxylate reductase (NADPH) activity; NAD binding; hydroxypyruvate reductase [NAD(P)H] activity. The record is from RefSeq and is a predicted model, not a curated record.